GACAUUUGUGUUUGAAGUCUCGAGAGGGUUUUGCUUAAACCCCUCGUAGAAAUAAUAUGGCUUUGAGAUCGGCGGCGGCAGGUCAACGUAGCUUUCGCCGGUUCUUCUCAACAUCUCCGAUAUCUUCUUUCAUCCCUCCUUCGAUUGCGACUAAUGAGGCUCCGAAACGGGAGAUGGCUGAGCCCAGCACUAACCUCUUCGUCUCCGGGCUUAGCAAACGGACUACUACAGAAGGACUACGCGAAGCCUUUUCAAAGUUUGGUGAACUGGUUCAAGCAAGAGUAGUGACUGAUAGAGUCAAUGGAUACUCUAAGGGGUUCGGUUUUGUAAGAUAUGCCAAUUUAGAAGAUGCUGCAAAAGGCAUAGAAGGCAUGGAUGGAAAGUUUCUGGACGGCUGGGUGAUAUUUGCAGAGUAUGCAAGACCCAGGGAACCAAUGACCCCUCCGCCGGGGAACCCAUAUGGUAAUAACAUGUCUAAGCCAUAUGGACGCCAAUAACCUCCGAUGAUUCCACAGGAGCCCAGUUUCUAUUUUUAUUGUAGUUGCAUGAUUCGAUACAUUUUAUAACCUGCAGCUUGCUUAUAUUUGAUGACUAUGAAUGUUUGGUUGGUGUUUAUUGUUUUGUAAUUGAUCCACGUAUAAUAUUACAAAUUAUAAGUCUAUUUUUUCA
Messenger RNA from Tripterygium wilfordii, 669 nucleotides. Its product is annotated as organelle RRM domain-containing protein 2, mitochondrial-like. Gene Ontology annotation, molecular function: RNA binding. Bases 57 to 497 code for a protein of 146 amino acids. The record is from RefSeq and is a predicted model, not a curated record. The transcript is spliced from 4 exons. Gene Ontology annotation, cellular component: mitochondrion. Gene Ontology annotation, biological process: mitochondrial mRNA modification. NCBI's taxonomy places the organism in Eukaryota, Viridiplantae, Streptophyta, Magnoliopsida, Celastrales, Celastraceae.